This is a messenger RNA of Peniophora sp. CBMAI 1063, 1110 nucleotides long. NCBI's taxonomy places the organism in Eukaryota, Fungi, Basidiomycota, Agaricomycetes, Russulales, Peniophoraceae. The record is from the annotation of a GenBank genome assembly.
AUGUUCUCUACUCGCUUUUACACCCUUAUCUUCCUCGCCGUUGGCGUUGCAGUCGAGGCCGUUCCUGCCCCGAUGAAGCGCAAUGAUGCGACCCCCGCUCUGGCAGCGCGGGCCCCGCAAUUCUCGGUCAACAUCCCCAACAAUAUCCCCGUCUCCGGCGCAUUCCCGAACGGCAUCACCAUCAUUCCCCAGACGCCUUCAGGCAGUAUCGUUACGGGCAACAACAACUCGACGCUAUUUGGCCAGUUCGGCUUCAAGCGCGAGGAGGGUGUUGAGGCUCGCCAGUUCAACUUCACCCUGCCCAACCAACUCCCUGUCGCGGGUACCCUACCUUUCGGCCUCACGGUCACCCAGGGCGCCCAAAACAGUACCGUCGGUCUCCCCUCGGGCUUCCCAUUUAAGCGCGGUCUUGAGGCUCGCCAAUUCAACUUCACCCUUCCCAACCAACUGCCUGUCGAGGGAACGCUUCCGUUCGGCCUCACAGUCACGCAAGGUGCCCAGAACAGCACCGUUGGUCUGCCCUCCGGCUUCCCAUUUAAGCGCGACGGCGGCCUCGACGCUCGCCAAUUCAACUUCACUCUACCCAACCAAUUGCCUGUCGAGGGAACGCUCCCCUUCGGCCUCACGGUCACCCAGGGCGCACAGAACAGCACCGUCGGACUCCCCUCGGGUUUCCCGUUCAAGCGUGACCUCGACGCUCGCCAGUUCAACUUCACUCUUCCCAACCAGCUCCCUGUCGCCGGCAACCUGCCCUUCGGCUUGACUGUCACCCAGGGCGCGCAAAAUAGCACCGUUGGUCUUCCGGCGGGCUUCCCCUUCAAGCGCGAUGACGGCGUCGAGGCGAGGCAAGUUAACUUCACGCUGCCCAACCGGCUCCCUGUCGCCGGCACGCUCCCCUUCGGCCUCACGGUCACUCAGGGUGCACAAAACAGCACCGUCGGCCUUCCGUCGGGUUUCCCGUUCAAGCGUGAUGCCGACGUCGAGGCCCGCCAGUUCAACUUCACUCUCCCGAACCAGCUCCCUGUUGAGGGCGUUCUUCCGUUCGGCUUGACUGUUACUCAGGGAACGCAGAACAGCACUGUUGGUCUUCCGGCGGGAUUCCCUUUCUGA